This is a messenger RNA of Leptidea sinapis, 1615 nucleotides long. RefSeq names its product zinc finger protein 239-like. Bases 427 to 1380 code for a protein of 317 amino acids. NCBI's taxonomy places the organism in Eukaryota, Metazoa, Arthropoda, Insecta, Lepidoptera, Pieridae. The transcript has a single exon. The record is from RefSeq and is a predicted model, not a curated record.
UAUCGCACAGUUUAUUAAAAUCGAUAUUUAGACAUUGUUUCAGUUGUGAGAGACCAGUGCUUGAAAUAGGGAAUGAAUACUUGUUAUACAAGUCACCGGGCCCUAAAGCACAUGGUUAAAAGGAUGGAGAGAAUAUACAAAAAAUAAUUAUAUUAAUAUAAUGAAACUUAAUUAGAUAAUAAAAGGUUAUAGUGUGGGUGAUGCUUAUGUGUGUAGUGUACAUGCUGUUGAAGUUUUUACCUUAUAAUAUAAAUAAUUAAUAUCCUGCACUUACAAUGCCAUAUAUAAAUUUUCUUUUGGUUGCUUUAAGUUAAACAAGAGGGUAGCAGUGUCCACACAGAACUAGCCGAUACAUGCAAUAAGAUUGGAAUAAAGCCGAAUCUGUCUGGGAGUUCGAAUGGACAAAACACAAUACAUCCAGGUGAAAUGGCAUGCUCCAGUAAUUUAAGGGGAUCAACGUCUAACCAAUACAGUGAUUUGAAGGGUAACACUAGGAUUCAUACCGGUGAUAAACCUUUUUUAUGCAAAGUGUGUGAUAAGAGUUUUAAAUUCUUAUAUCUUUUAAAGAUACAUAAUAGACUACAUACCGGUGAAAAACCCUAUCCAUGCAAUGUGUGUGGUAAGACUUUCAAUAAUCCUGGUCAUUUGAAGAUACAUUGCAGGAUACACUCCGGUGAAAAACCCUACACAUGCAAUAUGUGUGGUAAGGCUUACCAUCAUCCUAGUGUUUUGAGGAGACAUACAAUAAUACAUGCAGAUGAAAAACCCUACACAUGCAAUGUGUGUGGUAAGGCUUUUCGUGAUCCUAGUAAUUUGAAGAGACAUAAUAGAACACAUACUGGUGAAAAACCCAACAAAUGCAAUGUGUGUGGUAAGGAUUUCCGUUGUAAAAGUCAUUUGAAGAAACAUAAUAGAACACAUACCGGUGAAAAACCCUAUCCAUGCAAUGUGUGUGGUAAAUCUUUCAAUAGUUCUGGUAAUUUGAAAAUACAUUGCAGAAUACACUCUGGUGACAAACCCUAUCCAUGCAAUGUGUGUGGUAAAUCUUUCAAUCGUUCUAGUUAUUUGAAAAUACAUUGCAGAAUACACUCUGGUGAAAAACCUUAUCCGUGCAAUGUGUGUGGUAAAUCUUUCAAUAGUUCUGGUUAUUUGAAAUUACAUUGCAGACUACACUCUGGUGAAAAACCCUACUCAUGCAAUGUAUGUGGUAAGACUUUUACUAAUCGUACUGCUUCCAAGAGACAUAGUGAAACACAUAGUGAUGAAAAACCCUACUCAUGCAAGGUGUGUUGUAAGACUUUUAAAAAUUGUAGUUCUUUCAAGAGACAUUGUCGAAGACAUAGCAAUGAAAAACCCUACUCAUGCAAUGUAUGUGGUUAAUGCUACCAUAUAUCUAAAGAUUUUAACACUCACACAAGGACGCAUACUCUUAAAAACCCUUAUUCAUGCAAUAUUUGUGGUGAGGAUUUUCAUUACUCUGCUGAUUUGAAGAAACAUAAUAGAGUACACACCUGUGAAAAACCCUUCACAUGCAAUGUGUGCGGUAAGGCUUUCCGUAAUUCUAGAACUUUGAAGAGACACAAUAUUAUACAUACAAAUGAAUAACCCUACUCAU